Didymodactylos carnosus is the source of this 1419-nucleotide messenger RNA. NCBI's taxonomy places the organism in Eukaryota, Metazoa, Rotifera, Eurotatoria, Philodinida, Philodinidae. The record is from the annotation of a GenBank genome assembly.
AUGUCUGGUAUUACAAAGUUUUUUUCUAAAAUAAAACGAGAAAUAAAAUUCUCGAAAGCUGGUGAAGGGCAUAAAUUGAAUGAACAGCCAACAAGUCCUAAAGCAAACACCAGACCAACAAAUAGUUACUCGUAUGAACCAAGGCCGAAUACGGCUAGUAGUACGACAAGAAGGUCAACAGAUGAAGCGGCACGUAAUGCUGCCGAAGCGGCACAGGCUCGUUUACAACAGCAGCAACCACCACCGGCGCCCGCUAACCGAACACAAGAGAGUAUUCGUCGUCAAGCUCAACGUGAAUUAGAACAAGAAAAAUCAUUAUCUGACGAAUAUCAAAAAGCACUGGAUCUCAAAGAUCAUUAUUUUGGAAAACGACAAAUCAGUAUGGACAGUUCUUCCGCACUCGAUCUGUCAAAUGUAUUGUUCAAAUGUCCAGAUAUUUUCGGUGAUGAUGUAUGUUUACCACCUGCUGAACUCGAAUCUAAAAUUGAAGAAACAUUAAAACUUCAAUUAGCAUCUGAACCGUUGAUAUCUUGUAUACUACUAUUUUUAACUUCUAAUAAAAAAAAUAUUGAACAAUUACAAAAUGCCAAAGAUAUUAUAUUGAAAUAUUAUGAUAAUAUUAUAAACAAUCCGGAUGAAGAAAAAUAUCGAAAAAUACGUUUGAAAAAUAAAGUAUUUCAAGAGAAAAUAUUACCUUUGAAAUAUGCCAGUGAACUACUUCAAACAAGUGGAUUUAUAUAUUGUAAAUUAAAAAUAAAUGAGAGUGAUAGUGACGAAGAUGAUUAUUUAUAUUACAAAGAAAAAUCAACGGAACCACUCGCAUUAGCCAAAGAUACAUUAAUAAAUGCUGAACCGAUUAAAACAAAAAUUGAUACAAAUUUACGUAUAUUUCGUCCAACAAAAGAACGUUCAACAAUACCAACAUUACAAUUAUUACCAAAUGAUUUUUAUAAUCCAACAAUGAGAGAUAUCAUGACGGAAAAACAACGACAGAAAGAUUAUUUGGAAAAAGAGGAAAUGUUAAGAACGAAAGCAAUGCGUGAAAGAGAUCAAAAAUCAGAGAGUUCUAUACAAUAUAAAUAUACGGUGUUAAGAAUUCGAAUGCCCGAUGAAAUUAUUUUACAAGUCACAUUUGAAUCAGAUGAUAAUUUAUCGUCAUUGUUUGAAUUUCUUCGUUCGUGUCUUGUUUAUGAUUGGAUGACAUUUAUUUUAACAUCAAUGGCUGAUCGUCAAUCAUUUUCCAGUGAACAUAGUGAACAGUAUUCCAAUGUCACAUUUAAUCAGAGUCGUCUAGUUAAUGUUGUACUUUCAUUUAAAUGGGAUGAUGCUGUAUUAAAAGAAAUAUUACAUCAGAAACCAGAUUUUCAAGCUCAUUGUUAUGUAAAGAACGAAAUUAUUCAUGAUGCAAUGAGUUUGUGA